Messenger RNA from Melanotaenia boesemani (Boeseman's rainbowfish), 1970 nucleotides. Its product is annotated as phosphoglucomutase-1-like. Gene Ontology annotation, biological process: carbohydrate metabolic process. The record is from RefSeq and is a predicted model, not a curated record. The transcript has 11 exons. Bases 117 to 1862 code for a protein of 581 amino acids. Gene Ontology annotation, cellular component: cytosol. Gene Ontology annotation, molecular function: phosphoglucomutase activity; magnesium ion binding. Lineage: Eukaryota; Metazoa; Chordata; Actinopteri; Atheriniformes; Melanotaeniidae.
UUCGCUUGGAAGGUUAUUUUGAGUUGCAGAAGUACCCCAGUGCCUCCAGUGAAAUAAUAGAAGUCGAGCUCUUGCCUUUCCAUUCUUGCUCCUCUGUGACAGGGGGUUUCCUUUAAAUGCAAACCCUCUGCGCUCCAAACGAUACAUUGGAUCUUCGCUUGGAAACAAUGGAGAACAGUCCUCUACAGGUUCUGACCGUCCCUACAGCCCCCUACCCAGACCAGAGACCCAGCAUCAGCGGCCUGAGGAAAAAGGUCUAUGUGUUCCAGUCCAAGAGGAAAUAUCUGCACAACUUUAUCCAAAGUAUCUUCUCCUCCAUCGACCUGCGGGACCGCCAGGGUUCCACCAUGGUGGUGGGAGGAGAUGGACGCUUCUUCAACAGAGCUGCUAUUGAGGUCAUUGUGCAGAUGGCAGCUGCCAACGGGGUUGGCCGGCUGAUCAUCGGACACCACGGGAUAAUGUCAACGCCGGCCGUCUCCUGCGUGAUCAGGAAAUACAAAGCCAUCGGUGGCUUCAUCCUCACUGCCAGCCACAACCCCGGUGGACCUGGUGGAGACUUUGGCAUUAAAUUUAAUAUCGCAAAUGGAGGCCCAGCCAAUGAAGCCAUCACAGACAAGAUUUUUCAGAUCAGUAGAACCAUCGAAGAGUUUGCCAUCUGUCCAGGACUGCAUGUGGAUCUGAAAACGCUGGGAAAACAGACGUUUGAUCUGGAGAACAAGUUCAAACCCUUCACAGUGGAAAUUGUGGACUCUGUGGAGUCUUAUGCAAACCUGCUGAGGAACAUCUUUGACUUUGCUGCUCUGAAGGAGUUUCUGUCUGGUGAGAACCACAUCAGGAUAAGACUUGAUGCCAUGCAUGGAGUGGUUGGACCGUACGUGAAGAGAAUACUGUGUGAGGAGUUGGGUUGUCCUGCUAAUUCUGCCAUCAACUGUGUUCCUAUGGAGGAUUUUGGGGGUCAACACCCAGAUCCUAACCUCAUGUACGCUACAGAUCUGGUUGACAGCAUGAAAGACGGACAUUAUGAUUUUGGUGCAGCGUUUGAUGCUGAUGGGGACCGCAACAUGAUCCUGGGCAAACAUGGCUUCUUUGUCACCCCAUCUGACUCCUUGGCUGUGAUUGCUGACAACAUCUUCUGCAUCCCAUACUUUCAACAUACGGGAGUGAGAGGAUUCGCUCGCAGCAUGCCCACAAGCGCAGCGUUAGACAGAGUAGCCAAAGCAACAAAAAUAGAGCUAUAUGAAACUCCUGCUGGGUGGAAGUUUUUUGGGAACCUCAUGGAUGCAGGCAUGCUGUCUUUGUGUGGAGAAGAAAGCUUUGGUACAGGGGGAGACCACAUUCGUGAAAAGGAUGCGCUUUGGGCCGUGCUAGCGUGGCUGUCCAUUCUUGCCACCAGAAAGCAGAGCGUGGAAGACAUUGUUAAGGACCACUGGCUAAAAUAUGGAAGGAACUACUUCACUAGAUACGACUAUGAGAAUGUUGAUAUAGAUGCGGCAUGUGACAUGAUGGAAGAUUUGGAGAUAAUGAUCUCAGACAAGUCUUUUGUGAAGCAGAGAUUUGCUGUGGAGGACAAAAUCUACCAAGUAGAAAAAUCAGACAGCUUUGAGUACACAGACCCUGUCGAUAGCACCAUCUCCAGAAACCAGGGGCUGCGGAUUAUCUUCUCUGAUGGCUCUCGAAUCAUCUACAGACUCAGCGGGACGAGUAGUGACGGGGCAACAGUUCGGAUCUACAUUGACAGCUAUGAGAAGGACGUUAUUUUUGAGGACACGCAGGUGAUGCUGGCACCUCUUGCAACGAUUGCUUUGAAGAUUUCUCAGCUUCAUCACCGGACGGGUCGGAGCGGCCCGUCAGUCAUCACAUGACUGCGUUUUACUCCCUCACCUCUUACAUAAACACUCUUUUUGUUAUUUUGCCUUCUCUUUCGUAUAAACAGAGCAGCAAAUCUAAAGUGUGGCUGUGUUUCAUGGAAU